Messenger RNA from Dicrocoelium dendriticum, 456 nucleotides. Lineage: Eukaryota; Metazoa; Platyhelminthes; Trematoda; Plagiorchiida; Dicrocoeliidae. The record is from the annotation of a GenBank genome assembly.
AUGGUAUGUGCUUAUUGUUUCUGGAUUUUCCGAGGCGUACAAUAUGCGCUGGACAGACUCUGGGACUUGUGUACUUUGUGGCUUAUACCCAUAAAUCAGGCUAAGGUUUCCGUCCCUCGUAUGGCAGCGAAUUUUUCACGUUUCAAGUGCAUACUGAGGUUGGUUAAACUCCCCCUUGUUUCCAAGCAAGUAGACCUACGCGUCAUGCAUUCCUCGUCUUUGCAUUCCGGGGACAGCUGGAAGAAGGCCGCAAGUAGAGGUCCUCCGCUUUAUCCGCACCCAUCUGGAUUGGUGCGUGCAGGCUUGCCCGCCAUGCCUUAUUCGGUACAAAAUGGAGCUGGAGAGGGUCAUGAGAGUAGGUACGCAAUUGGUCGAGGUGUUACGGGGGGCCUUGGUACCCCGAGCGUCUACCUAGCUUGUGUGUUUAUUCCAUGCACUGACGACGGGUUCGAGGAG